Messenger RNA from Daldinia childiae, 2385 nucleotides. Its product is annotated as Structure-specific endonuclease subunit SLX4. Gene Ontology annotation, molecular function: 5'-flap endonuclease activity. Gene Ontology annotation, cellular component: Slx1-Slx4 complex; nucleus. The coding region runs from base 1 to 2385 and encodes 794 amino acids. The transcript has a single exon. Gene Ontology annotation, biological process: DNA replication; DNA repair. The record is from RefSeq and is a predicted model, not a curated record. NCBI's taxonomy places the organism in Eukaryota, Fungi, Ascomycota, Sordariomycetes, Xylariales, Hypoxylaceae.
AUGUCAACAGCCGACGUCUUUCUGUCGUCUCCCGCACCCCCUACAAGGGUCAACCCCUAUGAUUUGUCCUCCUCUCCGGAUUUGCCUCCAAUAAACGAGAUAUUCUCUAAUAAUCCUAAAAAGCCUUCGCUGCGGAGUGCAAGCCACACACCGCCAAUACCCGAUGAUGCGCGUACUACAUUUACUAGUGCUGCGGAUUUAUUGCGAGAAGCGCCUGAGAUUGAUAUAGAGACCGAACAGAUCACCAAUUCGCCACCACAAAAAUCACGUGCUAACAAGGCCAACAAGAAGAGAACACCAACACCGGAAUCCGUCAAUGCACUUGUAGAGACGCCUAUUUUAAUUCAGUCGUCACAAGAAAAACCAUGGCAGAAGUUCAAGAGCAAGAAGUCGACUUCACAGAGCGAACAGCCGCCUAUUACGAAGGCUCGUGUCACCAAGCAAACGACUAAAGGUAAACAAAAGGGGAAGACGGAUACAGUUUCUAAGCACUUUCCCGCUAAGGAAGGUGUCGGGAAACGGGCAGAUGAGAAAUCGGAUAAUGGCAUAGUAGCACAGAAGUUGGAUGACCAAAUCACAAACGAUCUUCACUGCUCGGAACCUGCUUUAAGACGGCGAAGAGAUUGGACCCCUCCGCCCCCGAAUGACCCCAUUCUACUUGAGUCCGAGUCGGAUAGCCGGGAAUUGCACUCGUCAGUUGACCGAGGAUCACGGUCAAAGGACGUAUUCGAUACACUCUUAGACCGAUAUGGAUGCAAGGAUACUACGUCAUCUGCCACAUUGGAGCGAUUACAGCAAUCAGGUACCCUAGUGAAGCGGAUGUCGAUCGAACCCGUUUCAACUGGUGUUGAUAUCGGGCAGCGUCCGAGAGAGACAUCCCCCGCUAAGGUGGUUAACACGAAGAAGAAGAAGACUAGAACGAUCACGGAACUAGCGACUGCGCCUUAUAUGCCACUAAUGAAUCCUGAACUCGACCUUACAGGCCUGGCUACAAAGGAAUCUUUACUGAACUAUUUCGAUGAGGAUGGUGUUGUCAAGGCGCUUGUUGAUCAACAGACGAUUGUUAUGACACAAAAGAAAGGCAAAGCCAAAGAAACCAAGGCGCCAGCAAAGCCUAAGCGCAAGAAGAAAUCUGGUACAAUGGAUAAUCCAAUUCUAUUGUCUCCGAACUCCGCAUUGAAGCAAUCCUCCAACCAAGACUUUGUUUUUGGAACUUCGAGCCAAUUGGCUAGAGAAGAAUCUCCUACGACUCUUCGAGAUCUGCAAUUGGCAAUACGAGCCUCGAACCAAGUCGAUUCUGAUCCUUUCGCCGAUUCUGAUAGUCAAGGACUCUGGCAUGCAAGCUCAAGAGAUACGGAUGGUGAAUUGAUGAAGAUUGAUGAUGUUGAAUUAGUUAGAACAUUACCUUCGUUAUCUCGGAUUCAAGAACGACAGCAGUAUUCGGACGAGGGAUUUGUUGAUAUCAAUGAUAUCCUAAAGUCCUCAGAUAUAGAGGAAUCAAUAAUUACCCCACCACAAAAUUCCGAUCUUGCUGUUUCUAGCGCGCAGCCGCCCCAGACUGAUAGUGAAGAGCCUAUAGAGCUUACAGCCGAAACCAGCAACCCACGUCCGGAUUUUGAGCUUCUCAACGACUCACAGCUUGCCAAGCAGAUCGCAUCUUACGGUUUUAAACCGGUGAAGAAACGCCAAGCCAUGAUAGCUCUUCUAGACCAAUGUUGGGUUAGCAAGAAUCCUGGAGUUUCUAUCGUCCACACCAAUUCUAUAUCUACUUCGUCCAGCUCAUCUGCCCCCAAGAGGAAGCAGGCAACUACUGCUCCACAACCGGAAAAUCCUCCGAAAAGACGAGGCCGUCCAAGAAAGAAUUCAGUAGCUGAAGCUUCAACAUCAAAAGCUGCGGCACCAAAAGCAACUACCACAAAGAAGCCUCGCGGGCGCUCAAACAAGGAUACUCUAAAAUCUGUCGAGAUCGCAGAUUCCGACUUGGACGAAUUCAUCUCAUCGUCUUCGAGGGAAUCAUCUCCAGAACGAGACCGGAUAUUCUCCUCUCCACCGGCAGUGGACCUCUCCCUCUCAGACGAGACUGAUCUCUCCUUAACAAUGUCACCAACAGACCAACAAGCCGGCCUAUUCAGGCAUAUAACCAAAGCGGUGACAUCAGCACCGCGCUCGCAGGAUCCGUCACAACCGUCCUGGUACGAGAAGAUGCUGCUCUACGACCCUAUCAUCUUAGAGGAUCUCGCCGCUUGGCUAAACGCUGGGGCGUUAAACGGAGCAGGGUACGACGGUGAGGUUUCGCCUGUUGAUGUGAAGAAGUGGUGCGAGUCGAAGAGCGUUAUAUGUCUUUGGAGGCAGAAUAUGCGCGGCAAAGAGAGGAAGCGGUAUUAA